UCUUGAGCAGAAAAGGACGGUAGAGCACCAAAACAAUUAAAACCAACGCGAGCAAAUGAGGCUCAAAAUUACAAAAACAAGAACAAUUAACUUAUAAGUAACACCUGCCCGCAGCAUAAUUUCAAUUGUCGGUUCAUUGAGCGCACACAUGUUGCUAUAGGACGCCUCAUGGCCUAGCUUUUGACUUCUCUAUCCCUUUAGUUUUGCAUCUUCAUCUUGGUAUUGAAUUGGUAAUCAUGAACUGAAAUUUGGUACUGUAUAAUAUCACAAAGCCAUGUGAAAGGAGACAGGUUGGCUUUGAGUGCUCUCUGUUUUCAUUGGUCAGGAUCACGUGCCAUCAUUGGUCAAUGUUUGUCUCUUUUCCCCAUCUUAGCCCUCUGAAAUGCAAGAUAAAGAGCAAUAUAGGAGUUUAAGAAGUGGGGGGCAUAGGAGUAAAAUCCCCUUUCAGUUUGUGUCCUUUUGGCAUCUCCUAUGUCUGCUGCCAUACUUUACAGCAGCAAGAUGUAAUGUAAAAACUACCCUUUUAAAAGGGUCCUCUUUGGCUCUCAAGAAUCAGGUAGAUCUGAAGAAAGGAAAAGCAAAAAAAAGAACAAAAGUGGCGGUGGUGGAUUGAGAUAUUGAGACAAAGCUAAGAAGCUAUUAUGGCGAUUCUUAAGAGCUUUAGAUUUGGGUUUGUUCUUCAACUCAUGAUGUUAUUGCAGAUCCAUAGUGUAAUCUGCUAUCAGUACAAAGUUGGAGAUUUGGAUGCUUGGGGUCUUCCCGCUACAGAAAACUCACAGAUCUACAUGUAUUGGUCUAAAUAUCACUCUCUCAAGAUUGGUGAUUCUCUCAUGUUCUUGUAUCCGCCAAGCCAAGAUUCAGUGAUUCAAGUUACAAAAGAAUCUUACAACAGUUGCAAUCUCAAGGAUCCAAUCUUGUACAUGAAAGAUGGCAACUCUCUUUUCAACAUUACUGAUUAUGGGGAUUUGUUCUUCACAAGUGGAGUUGCAGGUCAUUGUGAGAAGAAUCAGAAGCUUCAUAUUUCUGUUCUUUCUGGAAAUGGUUCUUCUGCAAGUGCUCCCUCUUCUGAUGGUGCACUUCCUGAGAUCUCUCCCUCUUACCCCACAGUUUUUGGUGGAAUCCCAGCAGCUCCUAAUGCCAAUUCCAGUUCUUCAUCCUCUUCCUUGCUUACAAAAAGCCUUUUUCUUCCUCCUGCUCUCGUUGCUGCAGCUUUUGCUGGAGUAGUGGUUUUGCUUGCAUGAGUUCAAGAUUGAGAUUUAGGGAAUUCUUUUUCACAAUCAUCAUCCUUGUACUAUUACCAUUACUAUUGUUUUUAGAUGAAAUUUGAAUUUGAAUACGAAUGAUGUUUUUUAAUGUACAUGACCCAUUUGCCUGA
Messenger RNA from Benincasa hispida (wax gourd), 1375 nucleotides. RefSeq names its product early nodulin-like protein 8 (gene ENODL8). Gene Ontology annotation, molecular function: electron transfer activity. Lineage: Eukaryota; Viridiplantae; Streptophyta; Magnoliopsida; Cucurbitales; Cucurbitaceae. The record is from RefSeq and is a predicted model, not a curated record. Gene Ontology annotation, cellular component: plasma membrane.